AUCCGGAGACCUGGUGGACGGAGGGCCCCUUUGACCUGGUGACCUGGGAGAGGGGAUAUGCCUGCGUAUCCACUCGCUCGAGUCCCAGUUGCAUCUCCCCGAAUGGCCCCCACCUUGACAUCGCUGGCUCCCAACCCGGGCACACUUCUGAUGGUGCUGACGACCUGCGGGCUCCUUCUACCACCUACGGAGCCGUGGGUCAUUCCCCAGCCAAAAGUCAACGUCUGGCGUGCCUUGGCUCAAUCGUUAGGACAAGACAGCAUUUGCCUCGACACCGGCGCAGCAGAGGACCCAAUGUCGUCCUGCCUUGUGGAGAUCCCUUUCUCUCCCGGCGAAUUCCCCUCUGCCUUCGAGUCUGCCUUUUCCCCCAUUCUGGCCCGGAGCCUUACUCUCCUCCCCGGCUUUGAACCCAGUAACGCCUGGAGAGACGGAGUGGCGAGGCUGGAUCCUGCGCCCUCCAAGCCCUCAGAAUUACAUUUACUCGGUUCCGCCAAUUCUACUAUUUGCUUUCAGUUUGAUUAUACGCUUACCCCCAUAGAGAAGGGCACUGAAGUGGUCCUGCAAACAAAGAAAGAAUAUCAAGCUGACCAGUGGUGUCGGGCUGUUCUGAAGAUCGUCGGCCCUACCACCACCAAGCGGACCCCUUAUGCCCUUCCAAGGGGGGUGUUUUUGAUUUGUGGCGACCGAGCGUGGGCAGGCAUCCCCUCUGGUCUGGUCGGAGAGCCAUGCACCUUUGGCCGGCUGAUGCUGUUUACCCCCAACGUCACCCAAAUUAUCAAUUAGAAAAAGACCAACAUCACAUCCGA
This is a messenger RNA of Zonotrichia albicollis (white-throated sparrow), 806 nucleotides long. RefSeq lists its product as uncharacterized. NCBI's taxonomy places the organism in Eukaryota, Metazoa, Chordata, Aves, Passeriformes, Passerellidae. The record is from RefSeq and is a predicted model, not a curated record.